GGUUCGAAACGGAUCACCGAAACAGCGAGGGGCUACACGACCACGUACGAUGGCGGAAGAGAAGGACGCGAGUGAGCAUGAGCUUGAGCAGCUCCAAUUCAAGGUCAUCAUCCUUGGCGAUGGCGCAGUUGGGAAAACAUCGAUUGCGAUGCGCCACACCGAAAACACAUUCUCGAAUGUCUACAAGCAAACGAUCGGCCUCGACUUUUACCUCAAGCGCCUUGCCCUCCCAGGUGACGUCCAAGUCGCUCUCCAGCUUUGGGACAUUGGUGGCCAAACCAUUGGCGGCAAGAUGCUCAAAAACUACAUUUUUGGUGCCCACGCCGUCCUCCUCGUCUACGACAUCACCAACUACGAAAGCUUCCAGAACCUUGAAGACUGGUUACGCCUCGUGCAGCGCACGUUUGGGGACUCAAAGCUGCCGUACAUUGGGCUCUGUGGCAACAAAUGCGACAUGAACCACCUGCGGACGGUCAAGGCUGCCAAGCACAAGCAGUUUGCCGAUGAAAACGACAUGAAGAGCUUCACGAUGUCGGCCAAGACCGGCGACCGAGGUACGACGGAUCAGAUGCUGUCAUGA
This is a messenger RNA of Saprolegnia parasitica CBS 223.65, 580 nucleotides long. RefSeq lists its product as hypothetical. The transcript is spliced from 5 exons. Bases 50 to 580 code for a protein of 176 amino acids. Lineage: Eukaryota; Oomycota; Saprolegniomycetes; Saprolegniales; Saprolegniaceae. The record is from RefSeq and is a predicted model, not a curated record. Gene Ontology annotation, molecular function: GTPase activity; GTP binding.